AUGUUAAACUAUUGUGAGGAUCUUACCAAGGGUAAUAGGAAUGGAGGAGAAUCUAUCUAUGGCACGAAGUUUGUUGAUCGAGCUUCAAGUCGAAGCAUAAAAGGGCACUGGAGUUUUACAAAUGUUGUAGGUGGCUAUCGCAUUGGUUUAGCAAGGAAGAAGGUGAAGACCAAAAAAUUCAACGAGUCCCAAAACCAUUCACCUCUUCACCCUCAUCUCCCCAAAUCGGUUAAACCAUACAUAAAUCCACAAACCACCGACCGAUCCUCUUCAUCUUCAAUCUCUUCACUAAGCAUCCGGAUGUUAAAAUGUGGUGGGGAUCUUACCAAGGGUAAUAGGAUCGGAGGAGAAUCUAUCUAUGGUACGAAGUAUGCCGAUCGAGCUUCAAGUUAA
Messenger RNA from Dovyalis caffra, 393 nucleotides. NCBI's taxonomy places the organism in Eukaryota, Viridiplantae, Streptophyta, Magnoliopsida, Malpighiales, Salicaceae. The record is from the annotation of a GenBank genome assembly.